UCAUACAAAUGGGUGAUGAAAGGGGAGAGAGAGAAGAAAGGAGCAAGGUGGAAAAAACAAGAGAGGAUUAUAGACGAGGAGGAAGAAGAGAGAGGGGGGAGAGAACAGUAGGAGAGAAUCGGGGGGGACAGGGGACUACUUAGCAGACAGUGAUGAAAAGGCUGACUUGGGAGUUGGAAGGGGGGAGUGUCAUCAGAGAUAAAUAAGCUGUACAAUGUCUCACAGGGUCAGCAGGUUGCUUGAACUCAGCAGGUCAUCCUUUCUUUAUACUGGAUGAUGGACAGCCAGGACAGAAUUGAACUCUGCUACCCUGAGCUUGCGAAUUUGUCUUGCAGGGGUUUAACACGUCCUCAGCCUGAGGCUGUCCUCCUCUAUACACUGUUCUUUUCCAUCUCUGUGCUAACUGUAGCUCUGAAUGUGCUGGUUAUCAUAUCCAUCUCUCAUUUCAGGCAGCUCCACAUGCCCACCAAUGUCCUCCUGCUCUCUCUGGCCAUCUCAGACCUCUUGGUCGGGCUAAUUGUUAUGCCGGUGGAAACAAUGCGGUUUAUAGAAACCUGCUGGCUGCUGGGAGAUCUCAUGUGUGCUUUUUCUUACAUUAUCGGCUUCACUCUCACCUCAGCCUCUGUGGGCAACAUGGUGCUCAUAUCAAUUGAUCGCUACGUAGCUAUUUGUUAUCCUCUGCAGUACCCCACUAAAAUCACUCACAGCAGAGCGGAGCUGUCUGUGACUCUGUGCUGGGCCUGUUCGCUCCUCUACAACGGGCUGAUCUUAAAUGAGCAUCUCAGGCAGUCAGACAGGCAUAACACCUGUCACGGUCAGUGUUUGGUGGUGAUUAACUAUGUCUCUGGAGCCAUCGACCUUGUCUUUACUUUCAUCGGCCCUUGCUCAGUCAUUAUCAUUCUGUACAUGAGAGUAUUUGCUGUAGCGGUGUCUCAGGCUCAUGCCAUGCGGUCUCAUAUUACAGCUGCUGCAGCUGGUACAGUAAAAAUCACCGCAAAGAAAUCAGAGAAAAAGGCAGCCAGGACUCUUGGCAUUGUGAUAUUUGUGUUUUUGAUGAGUUUCUGUCCGUAUUACUAUCCCUCUCUUGCAGGGAAGGACAUUUCAAACAGUGCUUCAUCUUGGGCUAUUGUUUCCUGGAUGCUGUACUUCAAUUCUUGUCUGAAUCCACUGAUAUAUGCUUUUUUCUACCCGUGGUUUAGAAAAGCUAUCUGGUUCAUUGUCUCCCUGAAGGUACUAGAGAAGGGCUCCUCUCAGGCAAAUAUACUUUAAAAUAGCAAAUUUAUCCUGAACCAAAUCAGUCUGU
This is a messenger RNA of Pelmatolapia mariae (spotted tilapia), 1303 nucleotides long. RefSeq names its product trace amine-associated receptor 13c-like. The record is from RefSeq and is a predicted model, not a curated record. The transcript has a single exon. Gene Ontology annotation, cellular component: membrane. Gene Ontology annotation, biological process: G protein-coupled receptor signaling pathway. Bases 274 to 1269 code for a protein of 331 amino acids. Gene Ontology annotation, molecular function: trace-amine receptor activity. Lineage: Eukaryota; Metazoa; Chordata; Actinopteri; Cichliformes; Cichlidae.